Molecule: messenger RNA, 1050 nt
Organism: Striga asiatica
Lineage: Eukaryota; Viridiplantae; Streptophyta; Magnoliopsida; Lamiales; Orobanchaceae
Source: the annotation of a GenBank genome assembly
AAAACAAAAACAAAAAACAAAAAAGCUGCAAAUUGAGAUCUAGAACCAAAAAUUGCGAACUUACUCAAGUGCCUAGUCCGAUAUGGCGAGGACACAAGUGUUAGCCCAAAUUUGAGCUCCAGACGUCUUCAAGCCUGGAGGGAGAAAUUGACUCGACUAGCUUCGCCAGUAGGAGCCUCGACUUUAAGGCCCAAUUUUAAAUUAAAUCAGCCAGUCCGAUUCUUAUAAGGCCCAACUUUAAAUUAAAUCAACCCAAACUAAAAGUCCAACAUUAGCCAUGAACGCAGGCACAGCUCAGAAGUAGAAGACUCAGAACAGCAAUCGUGAAAAUGGCGGAUUCCAAAAGCGAAUCGAUAAGAUCGGCAGCUGAAGAACUUUCAAGAGAAUUCAAAACCUUAGUUGAUUCCAAGGAUUUGGAGUCUCUCCGCCAAUCACAGAACCUCAUAUUGGGUAGAUUGCAAGAUAGCAAUGCAGUAUUAUCCCAUUUCAACGAGUAUUCAGAAAAUUGCUUUGCAGAGGUGUCUCCGGAUUUUUCCAAUCACACGCGCCUCUUGAAGUCCAUGAAAUCUGACCUGGAUUACAUCUUUCUGAAGCUUAGGACCCUAAAAGGGAAAAUCAUGGCAACCUAUCCAGAUGCUUUUCCUGAUAAUUCAAUGAUCGAGGCCUUUGAUCAGCGACCAGACCUCGAGUUGCCUAGGUGAUUUGUUGCACUUUGCCCAAUAGUAAUAUGGCUGUUUAACACCGUUGAAAAAACUACUUAUUAUCACAGCAGGGGUGAAUAGUUGUAUAAUUGUUAUUUCUUUUUUUUUUCUUUACUGUUAUUGUAUGAAUCACUAUUUGGAUUAAAAUGUCUUUCUUGGUGAUAUAUUAAGGCACCAAAUAUGGCUGUUGUGAGUUCCUUCUUUUUGUUGGUCCCAAAUGAGGUAUCCUUUUAUUUGUUGUAAUUCCUUUCCACAGUUCAGUGUAAAUGUGUAAUUAGCAGUUUUACUUGACCAAUAAUUUACCGUGAGAUUGUAGUAAUGGAAAUGGUGAAUUCUCCGGUUGGCCAGC